Brugia malayi is the source of this 681-nucleotide messenger RNA. RefSeq lists its product as uncharacterized. NCBI's taxonomy places the organism in Eukaryota, Metazoa, Nematoda, Chromadorea, Rhabditida, Onchocercidae. The coding region runs from base 1 to 681 and encodes 226 amino acids. The record is from RefSeq and is a predicted model, not a curated record. The transcript is spliced from 5 exons.
AUGCUAUUGCUUAUAUUCUUGUAUUUUGGAUCAACUGAUUGUCGAGAUUGUGUUGAUAGCGUAAAGGGUAUUUGUGAAACAAAUAAUUUGUUCGGUUGGUGUUUUCAUGAUAAAAUUUCUGGUUUAUUUGACUGUGAUAAGUCAAAAUAUUGCUCAAAUCAGGAAUCACUUCGUAGAAGACUUAAUUCAACCGGAUGUUUCGAUCGUGGCAAUGAUAAUAUUAAAUGUUGCUGCAAUGAAGCGAAUAGCGACGGGAGUGAAGCAAUUUUACGAGGUUGUCAAUCACGAGCUUUGAAACGUCUCAAAAUUGAUCGACAAAUACCAGUUCGUAUAGCAAAUCGUGUCUACUUUGAUGAUAUGGAUGAUUUAUUGGAGCAACCAAGAUGUGAUCAAUUUGUUGAUAAGACUGAUAUUAUCAAUGAUACCACAAUAGCUUGUUUGGAUCUUUAUUCAAAACAAUACAAUGAGCGAAAAAUUGGGAAAUUAUGUUGUUGUCGUGGGAAUGAUGCAUGCAAUGAUAAAAUUGGUGAUAAUAAGAUAAUAAGCAAAACAAUUGAUAAUUUGAAAUUUGUUGUUGAGAAAAUGUCAUCCAAAGCAAAUUGCAUUUAUAAUAUUUGUUCAUCAUCAAUCAUAUUUAUUUUGCUUUUUGCUUUUUGCUUUUUUUUUUUGUCAAUUUAUUAA